Molecule: messenger RNA, 924 nt
Organism: Gastrolobium bilobum
Lineage: Eukaryota; Viridiplantae; Streptophyta; Magnoliopsida; Fabales; Fabaceae
Exons: 4
Coding region: 179-760 (193 amino acids)
Biological process (GO): termination of RNA polymerase II transcription
Cellular component (GO): mRNA cleavage and polyadenylation specificity factor complex; nucleus
Molecular function (GO): RNA polymerase II CTD heptapeptide repeat phosphatase activity
Source: RefSeq, a predicted model, not a curated record
CUCAAGCUAGUGUUCCCUUUCUGCCCUAAUGCCAUUGUUGAGUUAGUGUUGUAGAUCCCUCAAUCGCAUUGUUCUCCCUCUCAAAUCAGCGUCUCAAAUUCAAACAACAGCAAAGCAAUAAACUCUCUGAUCCAAAACCUAAAAAAUCAUCUUCUGGGGUCUUGUUCUGUACGUGACCAUGAAAUCUCGAUACGCUAUGGUGUGUUCUUCGAAUCAGAAUCGAAGCAUGGAAGCUCACUUCCUUCUCAAGAGGCAGGGUUUCGACGUGUCUUCUUACGGUACAGGUGCCCACGUUAAGCUCCCUGGUCCUUCCCUCAGAGAACCCAAUGUCUACGACUUCGGAACUCCAUACAAGCACAUGCUCGAAGACCUUCGCAGAAAAGACCCUGAACUUUACAAGCGAAAUGGAAUCUUGCCGAUGCUUAAAAGAAAUUCAACGGUCAAAUUGGCACCUCAACGAUGGCAAGAGAAUGCUGCUGAUGGCUCCUUUGAUGUGGUAUUUACAUUUGAAGAAAAAGUAUUCGAUAUGGUUGUUGAAGAUCUUCAUAAUAGAGAUCAUGUUCUAAUGAAAACUGUGCUGAUAAUCAACUUGGAGGUGAAAGAUAACCAUGAGGAAGCAGCUGUAGGAGCAAGGCUUACUUUAGAUCUAUGUCAGGAGAUUGAAGCUGCUGAGUCAUGGGAGGAGUCCAUUGAUGACAUUGUUACUGGAUUUGAGAAACAGCAGCGGCGGAAGCUUUUGUACAGCAUCUCCUUCUACUAAAAAUCAUAGUAUAGUGGUUACUAUCGAACAAUUCACAAUUUGAAUAGCAUGAUUCGAUAUUAUUUUGUUAAGCUGCUAUUCGUUUAAUAUGAUGAGUCUCUUUUAAAAGAUAGUGUUCUCAAAACAUAUUAGCUUAUAGGUUCACGGUUCAAUUGUUUUAUAUA